Messenger RNA from Anolis carolinensis (green anole), 438 nucleotides. Its product is annotated as calcineurin subunit B type 1-like. Lineage: Eukaryota; Metazoa; Chordata; Lepidosauria; Squamata; Anolidae. Gene Ontology annotation, cellular component: calcineurin complex. The transcript has 2 exons. Bases 1 to 423 code for a protein of 140 amino acids. Gene Ontology annotation, biological process: protein dephosphorylation; calcineurin-mediated signaling. Gene Ontology annotation, molecular function: phosphatase binding; calcium-dependent protein serine/threonine phosphatase regulator activity; calcium ion binding. The record is from RefSeq and is a predicted model, not a curated record.
AUGGAGUCACCUAGGUACCCACAGCCAAGACACCCACUGGAAAUGUGCUCACACUUUGAUGCAGAUGAGAUAAAACGAUUGGGAAAGAGGUUUAAAAAGCUUGAUUUAGAUAACUCUGGUUCUUUGAGUGUGGAGGAGUUCAUGUCUUUGCCUGAGUUGCAACAGAAUCCACUGGUACAGCGAGUAAUAGAUAUAUUUGAUACGGAUGGAAAUGGAGAAGUAGACUUCAAAGAAUUUAUAGAAGGAGUCUCCCAAUUCAGUGUAAAAGGUGACAACGAACAGAAGUUAAGGUUUGCUUUUCGUAUCUAUAAUAUGGACAAAGAUGGCUAUAUCUCCAAUGGGGAGCUCUUCCAAGUUCUAUUUAUUUUUAUUUAUUUAUUUCUAUCCUGCUUUUCUCCUAUUUUUGUAAAAGCAAAAACAUAACAUACAAAAAAACCA